UGUGCCUGAAGAUGAGAUGCGCAUACGAGCGGAUCUGUGACUGAAGGAGCUGACUGCGGCUACCUCUCUCAGUGAGGUGACCCAUGUGGCCGAAUCCCCAGCUCCAGCAGGCGCUUCAGCAGCAGCAGCAGCAGAUGGUGGCCGGCGUCAACAUGCAGUUCGGCGGCAUGCAGCCCAGCCAGAUGAUGGCGCUCCAGCAACACACCAUGAACCAGAUGCAACAACACCAGGUGCCGCUUCAGCAGCAACAGCAGCAGCAGUGGGGUGGUCCGUUCUCUCCCCCCGCACCGCCCGCUGCUGUCCCAGUAGCACCACCUGCGGACAUGGAGCUCAAGAACGUCAUCGAGCGAAUCGCCGGUGGGUCAGCCACUCACUCCUGUCAUGUGUCUUCAAAGGGACGAUGUUUGUCUGUUUGAACAGAUUAUGUGACCAAGAACGGCCCGCAGUUUGUGGAUGUGGUUCGCGAGAAGCAUCCCAACGAUCCCAAGUUCGCUUUUCUCAGCGGCGGGGAGGGACACGACUACUUUCGAUUUUGCCUCUCUGCCGCCCAGCAACAGCAGCACCCCGGCCAAAUGACGCAGAUGAACAUGUUCUUCGGGGGCAUGCGGCCACAGGUGAGGUGCGAGGGAGCGAGAGAGAAAUAAAGGGGAGGGAGGAGUGGGCACAGCACACACACACACACACAUCCAUCCACCGAUGCUCUCAUUCAUUGUGUUGCUGUGGUGUGUCCGCCCGGCAUGGCAUGGCUACAGGCGAGCGUCAGCGGCCCAGCUCCUCUCCCCCCUGUCGCCGCGCCCCCCACUCCCCCAGUGACAUCACUGCCCAUCCAGAUGAACGGCAGUGGCGCUCAGCAGCCACCACCACCACCGCCGCCACUAAAUGGGCCGCUGGAGGCCGGGGGCGGCGACAUGGAAUCGCUCCUUAUGCAGUUUCAGGGUCGGUCAGUGACAGACAGAUCAGCAAGGGCGGUUGGUUGUCUUAUCGCACUGAUGGCAUCUGUGGUUGUGUUUCAGAGCCUCCGAGGGGACCGCCGCUUCCCCCUGAUACGGAGAAAGGGCUCAACGGUACGCACGCACAGACGAUUGGACGAACCCGUUCGUUUUGUGCAGGACUUUAUCCAUCUCUCUCUCUCUGUGUGUGUGUUGAUGUCAGACGUGUUGUGGUCUUUGGAGAAGAAGGCGUCGGGUGACAACAUCCGCAGCGGCCACCAGUGGAUGAAACUCAACGCAAAAAACAUCAAGCAGGUCGGUGUCAGGCAGUGGCACACACACACACACACACGCGCACACACACAAGAGGACACUGGCACUGCUUGUGUGUGUGUGUGUGUGUGUGUGUAUGUGUGUGUUCACAGAUAGCGUGUGCGCUUCGCGAGAGGAUGGCUGACCUGCGGACAUUUGCGCACAAGCUGCACGUGCUGUACCUGGUCCACGACGUCAUACAAGUGAGGCUACAGUCAAUCAAGGACAGAUAGCUGCAGCAGUGGGGUGCUACCUCACACGCACAACCAACCAAAACGACUUAACGACUGCUGCGGUCUUGGUUGAACGAACUUACCCUCAUGGAUGGAUGGAUUGAUCGCAGAGCGAAGUGGCCGAACAGCCAGCGGUACACUCACCCGAACGACCCACUUACCCCACCCACCGCACCACCUCCCUCCCUCUCCCACCACACAAAGACAGACACACGGAAGACCAGACAGAGCAGAGCAGAGCAGAAAGAGACAAGCCAGUGCUGCAUGGACGCCAUGGACGGCAUUGCAUUGCAUUGCAUUGUCUGUGUCCCGCCCUGUUGGUCAGGGUCAAGACCUCCGCAACUCAGACGGCUCGUUCAUCAACGCCUUCUUCCCCUACCUGCCGUGGCUGCUGCGAGACGUCUUCCAGGCCGCCAGCAAGGAUGACCUAGGUGAGUCAGUGAGACCGACACACAUCCAUGCCAUGCAGGUCAGGUGCAGAUAGAUGGUCGUGUACCUUUCUGUCCCCUCUAUGCUAUGCGGUGACGUGACCGACCUACCUGCAGGCGAGACGGUCAAGAACGAGGAGAAGGUGAGGCGUGUGCUCUCCCUCUGGCUCGAUCGCCACAUCAUCAACCAAGACGAGGUCAACAAGAUCACAGCCAUCAUGACGGCACAGAAGCUACCCGACCCCGCACCCAAGACACAGCAGCAGCAGCAGCAGCCUCCACUGCCCCCCGAGACACCCCCAGCCCCUCCAUCGCACGCGCCCCCGCCCCCGCCAGAACAGGUCCCACAGCAGCAGCAGCAGCAAAAGCAGCAGCCGGCCACACAGAGGAAGUAAGAGCGGCGACAAGGCACCCAGAGGCAGGCCUCCACCGUGUUUGUAUGUCAACUUGUGUGUGUCCAUGUGUUUGUGCUGCAUGCAGGAGUCGAUUUGACAAGGGCGUUCCGCCCGCGGGCGUGAUGCCCCCUGCUGCGCCAGCGAUGAUGCCCUUCGCUGGCCUCAUGCAGCAACCCAACCUCGCCAUGACACAACCAGUGCGCAACACCUACGCCGCCCACCCACCCACUCACACAACCAUGCCAUGCACCUGUCUGUCCUUUGUCUGCUGUCGGCCUGCAUCAGUUUCCGCACAUCCUCUCUCCCCCCGGGCAGCCCGCUCCGUUGGGCGGUUUGCCUACUGUGGCGACGCUGAUGACAUCGGUGCCGCCGCCUGGCCAGGGGCUGUCUGGUGGUGGGGCGAUGGCCAUCAAGACGCCCGAGGACGUGCCUGUGGGUGUGAUGGCCACCAUGCUCAAGCAGAUAUCCAGCAGGGGCAAGAACAUGCAGACGGCCUUCGUCCCGUACCGGCCGCUGGACCCAAUGCUCACACCACAGGCGCUCCCACGUAGGCAGACAGACAUGGGACGGACAUACAACAAUGGCUGGGUGGCGGGAUGGAUGGACAAUGUCUGACCGACAUGGUUGUGUGUCUGCUGCAGCGAUGGAGCCGGCCACUGAUCAGAUGAACGAGCGUCUGAAGGACUUUUACGAAGACCUCAAGGACGAGCAGGAGAGGGAGGACCGCGAAGAAAAGAGACGGUACGUCCCACCCACUCACUCACCCAGGCUCACACAUCAACCAACCAAACGAUGAAUGAAUCGACAUAUCACGUGCGUCCGUCCGUCCAUGGACUGCCUGCAGCAAGAAGGAGGCUGAGCGUGCCGAGCGCGAGAAGGAGGAGCGGCGGCUUGAGAGGGAGCGCGAGAAGGAGCGCCUCCGCCGCGGCCCCUCGCCCCGAUCCAGGUCGCGAGAAGGAGACAGGGCGGCACUGCGAGACCGAGACCGAGAUCGCGACAGAGACCGCGACAGGGAGAGGGAGAGGGACCGUGAGAGGGACAGAGACCGCGAUUACCGUCGUGAGAGGCGGCGGAGGAGCCGCAGCCGCUCACGGUCAGUGUCGAGGUCCAGGAGCAGGUCACGGAGCGACGAGAGGGACAGAGCAAAGUGAGAGCACUGCGGUGCAUACAAUGGGCGACUGGACGGAUGGGCGAUUCCUUCCUGUCUGUCUCUCUGUCUGUCUGUCUGUCUGUCUGUUUGUUUGUCCGUGUGUGUGCUCCAGGGAGCUGCGUCGUCGGAAUCGUGAUGCAAUGGUGCGACAGGGCCCGACGUAUGAGCGGCCUGUGGCCUGGGCUCAGGAGGAGAUGGGCAUCGGCGAAGACGGAUCUGUCAUCGGUAAGCCAAUCAACACACGAUAGCCGCCGAACCGGCCAGCCAGCCAGCCAGCCGAUGCAUGGUGUGUCGGCUGGCUCGAUCAGGUCUCGGUGGUCGGCAAAGCGAGCGCAUGGGUCUUGGGGCACUGACCGAGGAGGAGCAGCGGAAGAAGGAUGUAAGCACGCCACCUCACCCAGUCGAUCCCCCGCUCCAUGUCUGUGAGUGAGUCAAUAUGGUGUGUCUGUCUGUCUGUGUCUGUGUGUGGCUCUGUGGUGCAGAUGUUCGAGCAAUAUCGGAAGAGGCAGUCGAUCCGCAUGUUCUCCAGAUAGAUGCAUACGAUAGACAGCUGCAGGAGGCCGCGGCGGCUUCAUGAUCUGUUUUGUGUAUCCAUCACACGGAUCCCGUCGUUGUGUGGCUCUGCGUCAUUGGUCCCAUGACGUCGAUGCCAGACACGUGCACGUCCAGUGGAGUCACUCACAUAACUCUUACACGCGCUUAAGCGAGCAUCUACACAUACGGCUCAUCUCAUGCAUCCCAUCAUCAUCCAUCAUUGCGGAC
Molecule: messenger RNA, 4209 nt
Organism: Vitrella brassicaformis
Lineage: Eukaryota; Vitrellaceae
Source: the annotation of a GenBank genome assembly